AUGAUACCCGAAACAAUUUUGGAUGUUGGUACUGGAAAUGGUAUCUGGGCUUAUGAAAUGGCUAUUCAACUCCCAUCUACUCGAGUGAUUGGUAUGGGACUUCGAUCUGUAUCUGAACAACCUGGUCAACCAAGUAAUCUUGAAUAUAUCCAAACCGAUAUCCAUCAACCAUGGGAUCUUGCUUCUGAUUCUAUUGACUUAAUCUUUCAACGUUCCAUGGGACCAACAGUGACAACAGAACAAUGGAAUCAUAUUAUUUCGGAAAGUCGACGUGUAUUGAAACCGGGAGGUUAUAUUGAAUGGGUAGAAUGUGAUGUGAUGCAUCAUCGACCAGGUCCUAUUCAACAAGCUUUUGAUGAAUUCGUUCAACAAGAAUGGCAUGCCAAAGGAAUGGAUUUUUAUUAUACCUCGACUUUUGAUCAAAGGAUAGAAAACGAUUUUGACUUGGAAUUGCUACAUCAUAUGACAUGGGAUAUUCCGAUUGGUGAAUGGCACGAUGAAAUUCAUGGCAAACAACUAGGAUUUAUCAAUCAGGACGUACAAAAGGCUACCUACCGAAACAAGAAAUCUUACUACUCUUCUGCUUGGUCCAUGACAUCUGAAGAUUAUGAUGCUGCCGUACAAGCUCUUCUUUUGGAGUUUGAAGAAUACAAAAGUUUCUCUCGUUUCCAUUGUUGGUUGGCAAGAAAAAAAAAUCAUGACAUCUCAUCAGCCUAA
Halteromyces radiatus is the source of this 717-nucleotide messenger RNA. Its product is annotated as S-adenosyl-L-methionine-dependent methyltransferase. The record is from RefSeq and is a predicted model, not a curated record. NCBI's taxonomy places the organism in Eukaryota, Fungi, Mucoromycota, Mucoromycetes, Mucorales, Cunninghamellaceae. Bases 1 to 717 code for a protein of 238 amino acids. Gene Ontology annotation, molecular function: methyltransferase activity. The transcript is spliced from 2 exons.